Molecule: messenger RNA, 12400 nt
Organism: Scleropages formosus (Asian bonytongue)
Lineage: Eukaryota; Metazoa; Chordata; Actinopteri; Osteoglossiformes; Osteoglossidae
Gene: lama5
Product: laminin, alpha 5
Exons: 80
Coding region: 309-11465 (3718 amino acids)
Biological process (GO): animal organ morphogenesis; cell adhesion; regulation of embryonic development
Cellular component (GO): basement membrane
Molecular function (GO): signaling receptor binding; extracellular matrix structural constituent
Source: RefSeq, a predicted model, not a curated record
GCAGGAGUAGCUACUGACUGUUUUUCUGUCAGACACACACAGACACACAGACAGACAGAGCCCAGUCACGCUCCUCCGAUCGGCCCCCCGUUACCGCGGUGGGCGGAGGAAGGACGAUGGACUCUCCGCUCCGCAGCGCCUGACGAGACUCCAGAAGUGCUGCACGCGGCGCGCUCGGACUCCUGCUGCACCUGCGCGCGCCCUUUUUUCUCCCCGUUUCCCGCCUCGUUCCACACUUGCUCGAAUUGCCGCUUUCUUCAUUACCUCUUAUUACCGCUUUCCAUUUACCGCGCGGCGCGCAGGUGGGGAUGUCGCGGGGACGCGGCGCCGAGGACUCUUGCUCCGCUCGGGGACGCGCGGUUCCGCGCUGUUCUGCUGCGUGGACGUGGAUGUGGAGCUCCUGUGUGUGGAGCUCCUGCGCGUGGCUGUGGACGUGGAGCGCGUGUGCGGUGCGCGCUCAGGAGCUGCCCACGAACGGCGUGAACGGCUUCAGCCUGCACCCGCCCUACUUCAACCUGGCCGAGGGCACCAAGAUCACGGCCACGGCGACGUGCGGGGAGGACAGCGGGGGACGCCCAGUGCGGGACCUCUACUGCAAACUGGUGGGGGGGCCCGUGUCCGGAGACCCCGGGCAGACGAUCCAGGGUCAGUACUGCGACAUCUGCACCAUGAGCGACAGCAACAGGGCGCACCCCAUCACGAACGCCAUUGACGGGACAGAGCGAUGGUGGCAGAGCCCACCUCUGUCUCGCAGCGCAGAGUUCAACGAGGUCAACGUCACUCUGGACCUUGGGCAGCUAUUCCAUGUGGCCUACGUCCUCAUCAAGUUUGCCAAUUCCCCUCGGCCUGACCUUUGGGUGCUGGAGCGAUCCGUUGACUUUGGGAAGAACUAUCAACCGUGGCAGUUUUUUGCAUCUUCUAAAAGGGACUGCAUCGAACGAUUUGGCUGGAUAAGCGUUGAGCGCAUCAACAAAGAUGACGAUGUCAUCUGCACCACCGAAUAUUCCCGGAUCGUCCCUCUAGAAAAUGGAGAGAUCGUUGUGUCCUUGGUGAACGGGCGUCCAGGGGCGAUGAACUUCUCCUACUCCCCUGCGCUGAGGGACUUCACCAAGGCCACCAACAUCCGUUUGCGCUUCUUGCGAACCAACACUCUGCUGGGGCACCUGAUGGGCAAGGCCCUGAGAGACCCCACGGUCACGCGCAGGUAUUACUACAGCAUCAAAGACAUUAGCAUCGGUGGGAGGUGUGUGUGCAACGGACACGCUGAGGCCUGCAAUGCCAAGGACCCCAAUGACCCCUACAGACUCCAGUGCGACUGCCAGCAUAACACUUGCGGGGCCUCAUGUGACCAGUGUUGCCCUGGAUUCAACCAGAUGCCAUGGAAACCAGCGACUACAGACAGUGCCAACGAAUGUGAACCAUGCAACUGCAACAAGCAUGCGCUCGACUGCUACUAUGACCCCGAGGUGGAGCAGAGACGGGCCAGCGUAGACCUGCAGGGACAGCCGCGAGGCGGAGGGGUGUGUCUGGACUGUCAGCACCACACUGCAGGUGUCAACUGCGAGCGCUGCGUCCCCGGCUACUACAGGUCGCCUGACCACCCCCUGGACUCCCUGUUCGCCUGCUCCCCUUGUGCCUGCGAGUCCGAGUUCACGGACGGGACCUGCGAGGACCUGACGGGCCGCUGCUACUGCAAGCCCAGCUACACUGGGGAGAAGUGCGACGCGUGUGCAGAGGGCUACGCCCACUUCCCGCUCUGCUACCCGGCCCACACGCACCCCGACAGCAAUGGUGAAGCACUCCCAGCUGGCGAAAUCAUAAACUGCGAGUGCAAUGCGGCGGGUACCGAGGGCAACUCCUGCCGCCCAGACCCCCGCUCUCGCACCUGUGUCUGCAAGCCUGGCUUCGUGGGAGCCCAUUGUGACAGCUGUGCCCCCGGAUUCUUCGGCCUCAACUGCCAGGAGUGCCAGUGCCACGGGCCCGGCUGCCUCGACGGAACAUGUGACACCGUGACGGGCCAGUGCCACUGCCGCGGUGGCUUCCAGGGCUACUUGUGUGAUCAGUGCUCCCUGGGAUAUUUCAACUACCCCCUGUGCCAGCUGUGUGGCUGCAGCUCAGCAGGGUCCCUGCCUGCCAUCUGUGAUGCCUCCGGCCGCUGUCUAUGCCGCCCUGAGUUCCAAGGCCCACGAUGUGAGCAGUGUCAGUCCGGCUUCCACUCGUACCCCAGCUGCCAGGAGUGCUCCUGCGACCCCCGCGGUUCCCUGGGCUCCAGCUGCAGUGCAACCGGUCACUGUCACUGCCGGCCCAACUUCAGCGGUGCAUCAUGUGACCAGUGUGCCUCUGGUUACUAUGGCUUCCCCAGCUGUACUCCCUGUCAGUGCUCUGCGGAGGGCUCUCACUCCAGCGCCUGCGAUCAGGUCACUGGCCAGUGCACCUGCUUGCCCAAUGUGGUGGGACAGCGCUGCGAUUCAUGCCGACCGGGGUCAUACGGCUUCCCCCUGUGUCAGGACGGGACCUGUAACCCAUCUGGUUCUGUGCAGAAUGAGGUCUUACCAACAACUGGCUCCUGCGAGUGCCGUCCCUACGUGGAAGGUGCAGCUUGUGACAAGUGCAAACCUCUGUACUGGAACCUCUCUCCAGACACUCCUUACGGCUGCUCCAGUUGUGAGUGCAACACGGAUGGGACUCUGAGUGGCGUCGCUGAGUGUGUUCAGACUACGGGGCAGUGUCACUGCAAGGCCAACGUGUGCAGCGGCACGUGCGCCGUGUGCAAGGACGGAUACUUCAACCUGCACGGCGACAACUACUUUGGCUGUCAGGGCUGCCAGUGUGACAUCGGGGGGUCUGCUGGACUGUCCUGCGGAGAGAGGAACGGGAGGUGUCGCUGUCGGCCCAACGUGGAGGGACAGAAGUGCAACCAGCCACGUACCGACCACUACUUCCCUGACCUGCACCAUCUCAAAUUCGAGAUCGAGGAUGGGACCACGGUGGAUGGCCGACCUGUUCGAUUCGGCUACAACCACCUUGAGUUUGGGGAUUUCAGCUGGAGGGGUUAUGCCCAGAUGUCUUCUGUUCAGCCCAAGGUGGUGGUCUCAGUGUCCAUCAGCACUCCAGACCUGUUCCACAUGGUGCUUCGAUUCGUCAACCGUGGCUCUACCGACGUCCACGGGCGGAUCUCUGUCCUGGAGGAUGGGAAGAACUUUUUGUGUGGCAACUGCUCGGACCAGUCCAAACAGAUCAUCUUCGCUCCCACUUCUGACCCCACCUUCGUCAACGUACCGCAGAACAGUUUUGUGCAGCCUUUUGUUCUGAAUCCUGGCACAUGGACAGUUGUCAUUGAGGCAGAGGGUGUCCUCCUGGACUACCUGGUUUUAUUGCCGAGUGCCUACUAUGAAGCCCCCAUCCUUCAGAUCAGAGUGACGGAGCCUUGCAUGUACAGCCCCCCGGAGGAUGCUAGCCAGAACUGUCUGCUUUACAAGUAUCUAUCCCUGGAUGGCUUCCCCACCAUUUCGGGCAACGAUGCCAGCUGCAGGUCCAACAACCACCUGCCGCGGCCCUGCCACACCGAGAAGGUCACCCCCCGGCACCCCACCAUGGCUGUGUGCAGGGGCAGCGAUAUCAGUAUUCAACUGCGCACCCCACCAGUGCCCCCUGCAGACUAUGCCAUCGUGAUGGAGUACUUGAGCGAGGAGGAGAGCCCCCAGAGGCUCACAGUGUCUGUGAACAUGCCAGGCAGGCGCACACACCAGGCAUUUUUUACACUGCUCUACUGCAAGUACAGCUUCCUAUGUAGAGUGGUCAGUGUGGACGACAACAGCCGCGUGGCCUUCUUCUCCCUGUCCUCUGCUGCCGAAGUGCAGCUCCUUGCUGAACGGACCAGUUUCUUCUUGCACAAGGUGUUCCUCAUCCCUCGAGAGCAAUUCACCAUGGAGUACCUGGAGCCUGGAGUUCACUGCAUCAGCACACAUGGCUCCUUCUCCUCUGACAGCACCGCGUGCAUACCGUCCCGCUUCCAGACCCCGUCUCAGUCACUCCUGCUGAAGGAGGGUCAGGCGUCCUCAGUUCAAGAUUCGGCACUGGGUGCUGCUCCACAGCCCAGUGUCACCACAGCGCACUCAGCCCAGCGGAUGCCCCACGUAGGCCCACUGGCCGCAGCAGACAAUGGAGAACACAUUCGUCUGGAUUCCUCUCAGAAUGCAGUGGUUUUUUCUGCAAGGGUGCACACUCUUGGCCGCUAUGUCUUCAUCCUGCACUACCACCAGCCCUUGCACCCCACCUUUGUCCUGCAAGUCUUCCUCAACGGCGGCCGCGUCUGGCAGGGCUAUGCCAACGCCACGUUCUGCCCCCAUGGCUAUGGCUGCCGCAGCCUGAUCAUCUCCGAGAAUCAGAUCAUCCUAGAUGUGACGGACCACGAGAUCCUGCUAACCAUUCAAGCGCACGGCGGCAGAAUGCUGUGGCUGGAUUAUGUCCUGGUUGUUCCAGAAGAUAGAUACAGCUCAAACUACCUGGCAGAGGAGCCUCUGGACAAAUCUUAUGACUUCAUCAGUAACUGUGGCCAAAACAGCUUUUACAUUCACCCGACAUCGUCUUCACAGUUCUGCAGAACGUCUGCAGCGUCGCUUUCGGCCUUCUUCAACAACGGAGCGCUGCCAUGUGCCUGCCAUGAGGUGGGCGCCUACAGCGAUGCCUGUGAGGCCUUUGGGGGACAGUGCCGCUGCCUGCCCCAUGUCAUCGGAAGGGACUGCUCCCAGUGUGCCACGGGCUACUGGGGCUUCCCCAACUGCAGGCCCUGCGAGUGCGGCAUACGGCUGUGCGAGCCAGUGACUGGGGAAUGUAUCUGCCCUCCCCGCACGGUGCGCCCCGACUGCGUGCAGUGUGAGCCGCAGACCUUCGGCUGCCACCCACUGGUGGGAUGCGAGGUGUGCAACUGCUCACGGCCUGGAGUCACAGCGCAGGACAUCAGUUGCGACACCGACAGCGGACAGUGCAGGUGCAAGAACAACAUCGUUGGUCGUCGGUGCGAUCGGUGUGCUCCAGGGUUCUAUGGCUACCCCAACUGCAGACUGUGUGACUGCAAUGAGGCCGGCACCGAGAGUGACAUAUGUGACGCUCGGACAGGACGGUGCCUUUGUAAGGAGAACGUGGAGGGUGCGCAGUGCGACCAGUGUCGAGUGGGAACUUUCCACCUGGACCCCACCAAUCCCAAGGGCUGCACCAGCUGCUUUUGCUUCGGGGCCACGGACCGAUGCCGCAGCUCAGAGAAGCGCUGGACAGAGUUUAUGGACAUGAGAGGUUGGACCCUCCUCGGUGGAGACCGGCAGGAAGUUCCAGUCUCCACAGAUGUGGAUAAGAGUCUGGUGGAGGCUGACCUCAGAGAUGUUCCAGAUGUUUAUCAGGACCUCCACUGGCAUGCACCCCACAGCUAUCUGGGAGACAAGGUCUCAUCAUAUGGAGGGUAUUUAAGAUAUUACCAGCAUUCCCAGACUCAGCCAACACGAGGCGACAUGCUGGAGUUGCCUCCAGAAGCUUCCCGUCCUGAUGUCAUCCUCAAGGGCAACCAGAUGACCCUGGUGUACAUGGAGAGGGAAUACUCCUCUCCCGGAAUGCCUCAUGAGGGGAUAGUUCACUUGGUGGAGGGUAGCUUCCGGCACUCUCAGACCGGUAACCCGGUGUCCAGGGAGGAGCUGAUGAUGGUGCUCGUGGCCCUGGAGGCGUUGCAGAUCCGAGCCUUGCACUCGCAGUCAUCGCUGGCUGUGACGCUGCGCAGGGUGGUGCUGGAGAGCGCCUCCCAGUCUUCAACGGGGAAGCCUGCCAGUAACGUCGAGAUGUGCCUCUGUCCUGCCAACUACAAGGGCGACUCCUGCCAGCAAUGUGCCCCUGGAUACUACAGGGACACCAAGGGUCUCUUCCUGGGCAAAUGUGUGCCCUGCAACUGCAAUGGUCACUCGGACCAGUGUCUGGACGGAUCGGGAAUCUGUGUCAACUGUCAGCAUAACACAGCAGGAGACCAUUGUGAGAAGUGUCAGGGUGGUUUCCUUGACAACGGUUCAUUGGACGGUCAUGCAGUGUCCUGCUCCAGCUGUCCCUGUCCUCUGCAGGUCACCUCCAACAACUUUGCAGUUCGCUGUGUGGAGAAGCCAAACCACAUGCAGUGUCUGUGUAUGCCAGGAUACGCUGGACCCAAAUGUGAACGAUGUGCCCCAGGUUUCUAUGGCAACCCCAUGGUGAUCGGCAGCACGUGUCAGCCGUGUCAGUGCCACGACAACACGGACCCCAACAUGCUGUUCAGUGACUGCCACCCGCUCACUGGCGUGUGUCAGGGCUGCAUGCACAACACAACAGGGCCAUACUGCGAGGUCUGUGCCCCAGGUUUCUACGGAGAUGCCAUUACUGCCAAAAAUUGCACCAGAUGCAACUGCUCUCCAUGUGGCACUGCAUCAUGUGAUCCCCGAAGUGGAGAGUGUCAUUGCAAGCCAGGUGUUACUGGAGCCCGCUGUGACCAUUGCGAGACAGGAUCAUUCGGAUUCGAGACAUGCGGUGGAUGCCAGCGCUGCAACUGUGAUGCAGCAGCUGCUCUCAUUCAUUCCUGUGACCCCAGGAACGGGACCUGUGCCUGUCAGCCGGGGGUCAACGGUCCGCACUGCCGUCAGUGUGCCCCGGGAUACUGGGGCUACAGUCCCAAUGGCUGUAUGAAGUGUGAGUGUAAAACUGGUCUGUGUGACCCACGCACUGGGGAAUGCACCUGCAGCAAAGGUCUCACAGGGAAGCAAUGUGAUACAUGUGUGGAUCGUUACAGUGUGCUGGUGGAGAUUGGAGAAGGAUCCAUCUACUGUCAGCCUUGUGACAGCUGUGUGAUUGUCCUCUUGAAAGACCUGGAGAAUAUGAACAACCGCUUCCUGGCAGAUACUAGUCAGAUUACCAAUCUGAACGCCAGCUCCAUUGCCUGGGCACAACUGCGUAACAUCAGCCAGUCCAUAAAUGCCACAGCUGAUGCACUGGAGGUCUUUAACCGCUCUUUGGAGCUAAGCAAGAACAGGGCAGACAUGGUUGAGAUUGAGGCCCAGAGCAUCGGCUCAGACACUGAUGAGUUGGAAGAGAAGGCCACAGUCUCACGCAAGAAAGCAGAGGAGCUUAAAGACAGCACCAACAGAACUCACCAGCGUGCUGAGGACCUGCUCACAGACGUCAGGAGGAUUGUGGGAGAAGUGGAAGACAUUGCCAAGCAGGCUAACAGGACAUCUGUGAAUGAGACGAACAAGGGCACAGUGGAGGACCUGUCUGAGAAACUGUCCCAGGUGGAGGAGAUGCUGCGGGACAUGAGGUUCAAGGGCUUCCAGCACCAGAAGGAUGUGGCUGACACAGAGCUGGCCACAGCCCAGAAAUUGCUGGAGCGAGUGAAGGAGGAGCUGGUGAGUCGCCUUGCUGACAAUCAGGCCCUGGUGCAGAAGAUCAGGGACCGGCUGGGCAAAUUCCAUGCUGAACUGAUGGACUUGAGGGAUGCACUCAACCAAGCGGUGAACAACACAGCCCGAGCUGCGGAGACCAAUAACAUCAAUGCAAAGCGACUGGAGGAGAACCUGCAAAAUGCAGAGGGGGUGCAGAACAAGAAGAAAGAAGUGGAUGACUUGCUGCAAAUGGCAGUUGAUAUCGUGACUCAGGUCAACGACCUGCUUUCCAUGCUGCAGGACUCCAAAGAGGAGUGCGAGCACCUGGCUGCCCAGCUGGAUGGAGCUCGGUUGCGCUUAGCAGAGAAGGUGCAGAGGUUUGCUUCUGCCACCUCCAAAAUUGCCCUGGUGGAAAAAGCAGAGGAACAUGCCGAGAUGUUGAACCAGCUAGCCAAGAACCUCUCCAGUGUUAUUAGUGACACAAAUCAGGACGGGUUCAUUCAGCGAGCCGUGAACGCAUCCCGCGCCUACAGCAACAUUAUUGAAGCCAUACAGAAGGCCGAAAAUGCGGCACACGAAGCCUAUGACGCCAGCAUGGUUGCCCUGGAGAAUGUGCAGGGUCAAGAUCUUGGCACACUCUCAAAAGGAAUGAAGAACCGAAGCAUUGAGCUGGAGAAGGAGGCUGUGAAGCUGCAAGAUUCACUCACAAAGGAUUUGAAGCCACAACUGCAGAAGGCAAGGACUCGCCUAAAAGAGGCUAAAAAUAAACAGGCAUCUCUCCUCAAGGAUCUUCAGAUGAUUAACAUGAGUCUCAACUUCAGCAGAGAGGAGACAGCGAAAGACAUUGCAGACGCCAAGCAGGCAGCAGAGAAGGCUAACGCCACCGCUACCCAAGUGGAGGACAUGCUGAGUCCCAUGAAGAAGCAGCUGGAUGAGUGGCAGAAACAGUACGGCAACUCAAAUGCCACCGGCGAGGACAUCAGCAAGGCCUUCCUUGAGGCCAACAAGUCUGUGGGAAUGCUGGGGGAAACCAUCCCUCUGCUGAUUAAAAAGCUGGACAAACUGCAGAACCACUCCAUGCAGAUGCCCAACAUCUCUGAGAAUAUUGAGAGGAUCCGCGAACUCAUUGCACAGGCCCGUCGGGCCGCCAGCAAGGUUAACGUGCCAGUGAAGUUCAAUGGAACCGCAGGGGUUCAGGUGAGGAACCCACAGAACCUGGCAGAUCUGGCAGCGUACACAUCACUCAAGCUCUACAUCACUCUGCCGGAGUCCAGCAGGAAAACUCACCAGGCCGACACCCCGAGCCAGUUCGUCUUCUACCUUGGCAACAAAAACGCCAAUAAGGAGUUCCUGGGAAUGAUGCUGGAAGGGAAGAAGCUGCGUUGGGUGUACAACCUGGGCGCAGACACUGCUGAGGUGAUGGUGGAUCAGGACAUCCUGUCAGAUGGAUCCUUCAACAGCGUUUCAGUGGAAAGGACACUGCAAUAUGGGCAAAUGGCAAUAACUUCCGAGGGGUUAGUUAAGACUGUAACCAAGGCCGAUGUGGAGGCAGGAGGAGACCUUGGGUUACUCAACCUUCCAACAGAAGAGACUGUCUUCUAUGUGGGAGGAUAUCCUGACUCUUUUGAUCCCCCUCCACAGCUGAAGCUGCCUGGCUUCCAAGGCUGCAUCGAGUUGGACACCCUCAAUGAGGAAGUGCUGAGUCUCUAUAACUUUGAGAGAACUUUCCAGCUCAACACUACAGAGGUCAAGCCUUGCGGAAGGACCAAGCCAGUCUUGACACAACCUUGGGUCAAUGAUGGUGCGUACUUUGAUGGCACUGGCUAUGCUGAAAUUGCCUUCGGUGAAGGCCAAAGACGCUUUGAACAGGAAGCCAGAGUGCUUUCACACAAUGGAAUCCUCCUGCUUUUUCUGGACAAGGACAGGUUCUUGUGUCUGGCUGUGCGUCAGGGAAUGCUCAAGCUCUACUGGAAAUUCAACGGUGAAAUGGUGGAGGAGCAACCUUCUGACCCCACAUCAGAACACCUGAAGAUCAGUGAUGCAGAAGUUAGAUCGGUGGAGCUCAUUAUCCUCCAGCGAUCUGGAGUCCCACAGCAGGUGCUGGUACGUAGCAACCGAUUCAUUUUGUUCCGCAAGAGCUAUAAUCAGACUAUCCCCAGCUUUAGCGGCAGCUACUUCCUGGGAGGGGUACCAGCAGACCGCCUUCCAGACAGCCUGAAGCCACUAUUUCCUGAUAAAGGGUCCAUCAAGGGCUGCUUCAGAAAUAUCAAGGCUCACAGCUCUCAUAUUGACCUGAAGGUGAUGAACACCUCCGGCGUCAGCUACGGCUGUUCCCCCGACCUCCUGGUGGCACGGGAAGCACAUUUCACUGGCCAGAGCUACUUGAAUCUACGUCUGGAAGACCUCCCUGACCUGCAGAGCAACUUCUACACGGGUUUCGGCUUCCAUACGGAACAGAGGAAUGGCCUCAUGUUCCACCACCAGGCCCAGGAUGGGGUCUGCCAGGUUUAUCUUGACAAGGGCCAUAUUGUGGCAAGAUCUGGAAAAAAUCAAGUGAAGACUCAGAAAACUUACAAUGAUGCCAACAGGCACUAUGUGGCUCUCUACAGCAACAACAAAGGGGUUCGUCUCUACAUCGACGACAUGCUUGAGAAAGGCACCGACUCCAGUGCUGCCGAUAGCAACAAUGCAGGCCUGCAAGCUGGAUCCGUGUACCUCGGUGGGACACCAGAGGCCUUGAACCUUUCCAACCUCACAGGCUGCAUCAGCAACCUGUUCGUCAGACGUAUAAACAAGCCGGAACAGAUGGUGGUGAAUCUGCUGAAGUCAAGUGAGAACAUCAACGUGCCUUUGAGUUGUCCUGCAGCCAAAGGACCCCAGCAGAUCCUAGCAUUGCCCCGCACUCAUAAGCCCCCUAAGGGCAGAAGAGGGAAGCCUCUGACCGAUAUGAAGAGCCGCACCGCACGGGAGUCCUGCCAGCCUCAAAUGGCCUCGAAGGAAAGAGGAGCAUUACAGUUCAGCGGAUCCUCACAUAGCUACCUGCGCUUCAAUGUGCUGCCUGAGGUCUUCAGGAAGACACCCCAUUUUUCCAUGGCGGUACGAGUGAAGUCCUCGGAGGGGCUGAUCUUCUAUGCAUCUGGGGAGAAGGGGGCCGCCAUAGUGUUAUUAGUGUCCAAUGGCCGCUUCCUCCUGCUCAUCAACAGCGGCCACAGAAAGACCAGCAUUCACAGUCACAAGAAGUACAAUGAUGGCCAGUGGCACACGGUCUUUGUGAAGAGGGAAAGGGACAAUGUCAGUUUGAUUGUAGAUGGAAUCAACAGACAGAGCAGACGACUGUCCAAGAGAGAGAAGAGUCGCCUGAGUCGCCUGAGUCCCCCUCUGUAUAUUGGAGGUCUUCCUGUUGGACCCCCCAGUUCAGCAAAUAUGGUGCUGGGGCCGGGAGGGUUCGUCGGUUGUAUCAGAGAUGUGAAGCUCAACGAGGAGCCCCUGCAAACUCCGUCCCACUCCCUGGGUGUGGUCCCCUGCUUCCGGGAAGACCUGCAGCCAGGGGUCUACUUCUCAAACCUGGGGGGUCAUCUGUCUAUCGAUGACACCUUGGUAGUGAGCCGGAACCUGGAGAUCAAGCUGGAAAUUCGUCCCAUCUCAGAUUCCGGCCUGCUGCUGCAUGCCGGAGGAACAACAGAGUCACAGCUGACCCUGUAUCUUAGCCAGGGAGAGGUUACAGUCAUGGUGAACAACGGAAAUGGGGAAUUCUCUGUCUCUGUGUCCCCAGAGGACUCGUUGUGCAAUGGGCGCUGGCACAAUAUUACAAUUGUGAAGAAAGGCAGUGAGGUGCAGCUCAACGUGGAUGAGAGCAGUGAGCAUGCUGCCGGACCCCCGCAGAGUCGCUCGUCAGGAGUCAGACAAGCACUCUACCUUGGCGGGGUGCCAGAUACUGUCGAUGUUCCCGGCUUGCCGUCUUCUCUGCCGCUCUUCCACGGCUGCAUACGGAGAGCAGUGAUCAAUCAGCGACUCGUGAUGCUGAGCAAACCCCUGUCUCUACAGGGCAGCGUGAGCACACACGGCUGCCCAGCUCUGUAGCGACAGCCCUGCUGGCUUUUUCAUACGACCUGGUGUACAAUGUUAGGUGGUGGGCACACAUCAACUGUUUAUUUAAAAAUAUUUAUGAACUAAUGUUUUUAAAUUUGUUUAUGAAAUCAAGUUGGGGCAUGGAAAAAUUUGUUAUUGGACCAAAAACAGAAAACAUAUAUUCAGAAGUUCAAAGAUGGACCAAGGCGUGAACAGCCGAACCAGAAAAUGCUUUCAAAAGCGAAGAAACGCGGGUAGAACUGUACUAACAUUUUCACUGUGGGUGUUUUUCUUGUACAUUUUAAAUUUUGAUUAUUAAGGCAAAGCACACCAAAUUCACUCCUGGGUUUUUUUCUGAGCUGUAGUUUGUUUCUUUGGGGAAAAAAGGGGGUUUUUUUGUUUUUUUUUGAAAGAACACAGCCUUUUCUGCUCAGGUAGUAUCACAUAAAACCAAAACUUUCCAUACUCAAGUUCAUCAGAAUGGGAGUAUGUAGUACCAUUGUAAACAUGCUCUUUAAAUUGUCCAGACUGACUGGCAAAGAAUAUGCAACGUUCACAUUUUGCCUUUUGAUGCAAACCACUGAUAUUUAAUGCAAUUACAAUUUUUUAUCAUCUGUAGAGAAUUAAGUUGUUUAAAAGGUCAGCCAGCUUUUGUACUGUAUUUUUCUCUAAAUUUAAAUAUGAUGCCCCUAAAACUGAGUUAAAGCUAGAUAUUUUCUUGGUGUCAAUAAAGUUCACUUUGGAAUAUAUAUUGUGCUUUGGGUGUGUCUCAGAUCUACGUGUCUGAUGUCAGACUGGCAAACUGUCAUAAGCACUGGAACUAUAUGAAUACAAAUGAAAAGAUCUCUAGCACUGAUUGUGGGUGCAUGUGUGAGAGUGUGUGUUAAUAUACACUGUAGUCAUGGUCAAUUCAGUAGACAGCAUUCCAAACAAAGUAAUUGUUUCUA